Messenger RNA from Phlebotomus papatasi, 1674 nucleotides. Its product is annotated as lysosomal Pro-X carboxypeptidase. The record is from RefSeq and is a predicted model, not a curated record. Gene Ontology annotation, biological process: proteolysis. The transcript is spliced from 5 exons. NCBI's taxonomy places the organism in Eukaryota, Metazoa, Arthropoda, Insecta, Diptera, Psychodidae. Bases 18 to 1457 code for a protein of 479 amino acids. Gene Ontology annotation, molecular function: dipeptidyl-peptidase activity; serine-type exopeptidase activity.
GUUUGUGGUAGUGCAACAUGGAGCCGAAUCAAAUAAACUCUCGUCUAUUCUGUCUAAUUUUUGCGUUUUUAUCUAUUUCUGGGAUUGAUUCCUCUUUGGGAGAGUAUUUAUACACAACUCAGUGGCUUGAGGUACCUGUGGAUCAUUUUGGGUUUGCUAAUAAUGAUACAUUUAAAUUGAGAUAUCUCAAAAAUGAUACAUAUGCAACUGAACCCAAUGCUGCUGCCAUCCUGUUUUACACAGGAAAUGAGGGAGACAUUGAACUGUUUGCCCAGAACACAGGAUUCAUGUGGGAUGCAGUAAGUGACCGAAACAACGGACUCAAUGCUGAGCUCAUUUUUGCCGAGCACAGAUACUAUGGUCAAUCUCUUCCUUACGGCAACAAAUCAUAUGAUUCUGCAAAGCAAUUGGGCUAUUUGUCAUCUGAACAAGCUCUCGCAGACUUUGCUUCCAUAUUGCAAGAAAUAAAUCCUGGCAACCGACGCCCCGUUAUUGCAAUUGGUGGAUCCUAUGGUGGAAUGUUGGCUGCUUGGUUCCGAAUGAAAUAUCCUCAUAUGGUUUUGGGUGCGAUUGCUGCUUCAGCUCCUGUUCUUCAAUUUAAAGAUAUCACUCCCUGCGGAGUGUACAAUAGAAUACUCACGUCGGUGUUUGCGAAUGCUUAUUCAAAAGAUUGCUCAGAAAAUAUUCGGAAAUCGUGGAAAAUUCUGAAAACGCGUGCAGAAACUGAUGAUGGAAGAGCUUUUCUUAAGCGUCAAUUCAAUCUUUGUGCAAAUCUCACGAAGCACGAAGAUGUUGACCAACUAUUGGAUUAUCUAACAGAGAUGUACAGUAAUUUGGCAAUGGCCAAUUAUCCAUAUGAAGCGAAUUUUUUGGCACCAUUGCCUGCAAAUCCUGUGAGGGAGUUUUGUUGGCGUUUCAAGGGAGAUAAUUUGAAUGACACACAAUUGAUCCAAUCCCUGGCUAGUGCUGUCAUUGUGUAUUCAAAUUUUACUGGAAGAGUUAAGUGUUUGGAUAUUAAUGAGACUGCAACGGAUCGUUUGGGUACUAGAGGAUGGGAUUUUCAGGCAUGCACGGAAAUGGUGAUGCCCAUGUGUAGUAACGGAGUAAAGGAUAUGUUUGAACCGGAAGAUUGGGACUUUAAAAAAUACUCUGAUGAAUGCUUCAAAAAGCUCGGGGUUCGUCCACGUACUGAAGUUGAAAUGAUAACUCGAUAUGGAGGAAAUCAAAUUAACACAGCCACAAACAUUGUGUUUAGCAAUGGUUUGUUGGAUCCAUGGAGUGGAGCUGGUGUCUUGAGGACUCCAAACAAUCGUGUAAAGAUUGUAAUAAUUCCCGAGGGUGCCCAUCAUAUUGAUUUACGUGCUAAAAAUAAUAAUGAUCCUCAAUCUGUGAUAAUGGCUCGUCAGAUCCAUCUUGACACGAUCAAGGAAUGGAUAUCACAGAGAUAUGGAGCCUAAAUACUCUUGAUGCCGCCGUAGAAUGUUGAUUGUUUGAUAAACUCAUCGCACUUUGCCUUAAAAAGCUCAGAUGUGAUGGGUUUUUCAGGGAGGCAGAAAGGAUUUUUCACAACAUACUCCAACCAUAUCUGGAAAUAUCAAUAUUAGCUCUCUAAAAAUUUUUUAUAUAAAUAUUUUCUCCAUGGGAUACCUUCAAAUAGAAUUGAUUCAUAAAGUC